Molecule: messenger RNA, 1801 nt
Organism: Sorex fumeus (smoky shrew)
Lineage: Eukaryota; Metazoa; Chordata; Mammalia; Eulipotyphla; Soricidae
Gene: GMPPA
Product: GDP-mannose pyrophosphorylase A
Exons: 14
Coding region: 355-1632 (425 amino acids)
Biological process (GO): biosynthetic process
Cellular component (GO): cytoplasm
Molecular function (GO): transferase activity
Source: RefSeq, a predicted model, not a curated record
GGAGCCGAUGCCCGGGAGGCGAAAGAGGGGGCAGGAGAGAGGUCAACCCCUAAACCGAGGCUAGGCUCAGUGGGCCCGGGUGGCUCUCCGCACGUCCCCGCCCCCGUGUGGCUCCCGCGACCCCUGGCAUCUGGAGUUUGGGUUUUUUUUUUUUGACCGCCAGCUGUAGGUUUCCAGGGCCAGCCGUCAAUCCUCCAGCCCCAGAGAGAGCUCCAGCGCUUUUCGUCGUUAUUGCGGCUCUGAGGCUUGGUGGAUUCGGUGUUUGGCAUGCCAAAGGCACCUGUCAUUUGAUUCAGGCAUCAUCAUCAUCAUCAUCAUCAUCAUCAUUGGGAGGUUUAGGGAGCAAGUGCUGCCAUGCUCAAAGCCGUGAUCCUGAUUGGAGGCCCCCAGAAGGGGACUCGCUUCAGGCCAUUGUCUUUUGAGGUGCCCAAACCCCUGUUUCCAGUGGCGGGGGUCCCUAUGAUCCAGCACCACAUUGAAGCCUGUGCCCAGGUGCCCGGGAUGCAGGAGAUCCUGCUCAUCGGCUUCUACCAGCCGGACGAGGCCCUCACCCGCUUCCUGGAAGGCGCCCAGCAGGAGUUCAACCUUCCCAUCAGGUACCUGCAGGAAUUCGCUCCCCUGGGCACCGGCGGGGGGCUCUACCACUUCCGGGACCAGAUCCUGGCAGGCAGCCCCGAGGCCUUCUUCGUGCUCAACGCGGAUGUCUGCUCUGACUUCCCGCUGACCGCCAUGCUGGCCGCCCACAGGCGCCAGCCGCGCCCCUUCCUGCUCCUGGGCACCACGGCCAACAGGACGCAGUCCCUCAACUACGGCUGCAUCGUGGAGAACCCGCAGACACACGAGGUCCUGCACUACGUGGAGAAGCCCAGUACAUUUGUGAGCGACAUCAUCAACUGUGGCAUCUACCUGUUCUCCCCCGAAGCCCUGAAGCCCCUCCGUGAGGUCUUCCAGCGCAACCAGCAGGACGGGCACCUCUGCCUCUCUCCGGGGGAUGGCACGUCGGGCCUGUGGCCGGGGGCAGGCACCAUCCGCCUGGAGCAGGACGUGUUCUCGGUGCUGGCCGGACAGGGCCAGAUCUACGUGCACCUCACUGACGGGGUCUGGAGCCAGAUCAAGUCUGCUGGCUCAGCCCUCUACGCCUCCCGCCUCUACCUGAGCCAGUACCAGCUCACCCACCCUGAACGCCUCGCCAAACAUAGCCCGGGGGGUCCAUGGAUUCGAGGAAACGUCUAUAUCCACCCGACGGCUAAGGUGGCCCCCUCGGCUGUGCUGGGCCCCAACGUCUCCAUCGGGGAGGGCGUGGUGGUGGGCGAGGGCGUGCGGUUGCGCGAGACCAUCGUGCUCCAUGGCGCCGUGCUGCAGGAGCACACGUGUGUCCUGCACAGCAUCGUGGGCUGGGGGAGCACGGUGGGGCGCUGGGCCCGCGUGGAGGGGACCCCCAAUGACCCCAACCCCAACGACCCCCGAGCCCACAUGGACAGCGAGAGCCUCUUCAAGGACGGGAAGCUGCUGCCGGCCAUCACCAUCCUGGGCUGCCGCGUCCGGAUCCCCGCGGAGGUGCUCAUCCUGAACUCCAUUGUUCUGCCACACAAGGAACUGAGCCGGAGCUUCACCAACCAGAUCAUCCUCUGAGGGGGGCCGCAUUCCAGGCCUCCCAACUCCUCCCGGCCGGCUGGCCGAGCCCGCCCGUGCCUGCCCAUGCCCCGGCUUCGGUCCAGAAAGGCCUGAGGAGAGGGGCAGGGAGGGGCCGGCAGGACCUUCACCCGCUGGGAGCAAUGUGGGUGGCCCCUGGAGGGUCAUG